GCAUCGCCUUCAACGCGUAUUUCGGUGGUCUCGAACAAAUCUGUUGGUGUCAAGGCUUUAGCGGCUAAACCUGCUAGUCAUACCCCCGGCUACAAGCGACUUGUAGAGUAUGACAGUGGGACGAAGUACCCUGCAUUGUUGCCUGUUCUUAUUGAUUUGUGUUCGUCUGCAUUUAGUACGCGAAAGUUUCCGAGAAACAGUGACAAGUCGAAAGGCUUGCGUCAUUUCAGCACCAAGGUUUGCGAAAAAGUGCGCGAGAAAGUGGUGACGAACUACAAUGAGGUUGCCGAUGAGCUGGUUCAUGAGUACUUUGAGUCGAUGCCAAAUCCCCCGGCUUCACAAGAGAAACAGCUAUAUGAUCAGAAAAAUAUCCGUCGUCGCGUUUACGACGCCCUUAACGUGUUGAUGGCGAUGAACAUCAUAUCCAAAGAAAAGAAAGAGAUACGUUGGAUAGGUCUUCCGACUUCGUCGGUUCAAGAAUGUAAGAAACUCGAAGACGAUAAAGUUAAGCGUCGCCUGCGCCUUCAACAGAAGCGAGAGCAACUCUGUGAGGCAGUCAUGCAACUCAUAACAUUCAAAAGCCUGAUCGAACGGAACAAGGAAGAAGAGAAACUGGAUGGGCGACCCUCAAUACACCGCAUUAUGUUACUUCCAUUUGUCACUUUUCACACAAACAAAGACACUACGAUCGAAUGCGCCAUUUCACGCAACAAAUCCGAGUAUUUGAUGACCUUCAAUCAUCCGUUUAAAGUGCACUACGAUAUAGAGGUGCUGAAGCGAUUGGGCUUCGCAUACGGAUUAGACAAGGGCGACGUGACUGAUGAAAUUGCUUCCAAACUGAAGAGUUAUUUGCCUCCUUCCCUGAGGUUUUAUAUCGAUGGUAUGUGUUUUUUGAUUGUCAUAAUUUUCGGCAUACGAUUGAUAAAACUGAAAACUUGA
This is a messenger RNA of Soboliphyme baturini, 939 nucleotides long. NCBI's taxonomy places the organism in Eukaryota, Metazoa, Nematoda, Enoplea, Dioctophymatida, Soboliphymatidae. The record is from the annotation of a GenBank genome assembly.